AUGGGUAUCUCCCGUGCUACCAAGGAGGCCUGGUUCUCCAGGCUCAACGAGCUGCUCGACAAGUACCCGUCGAUCUUCAUCGUCAACGUCGACAAUGUCGCCUCGCAGCAGAUGCACCAGAUCCGCCAGUCGCUCCGCGGCAAGGCCGUCGUGCUGAUGGGCAAGAACACCAUGGUCCGCCGUGCGCUCCGCAUGGUCCUCGCCGAGAGGCCCGAGUUUGAGAAGCUCAUGCCCCACGUCAAGGGCAACAUCGGCUUCGUCUUCACCUCGGGCGACCUCAAGGACGUCCGUGGCCAGAUCCUCGACAACCGUGUCGCCGCCCCCGCCCGUGCCGGCGCCUACGCCCCCGAGGACAUCUACGUCAAGGCCGGCAACACCGGCAUGGAGCCCGGCAAGACGUCGUUCUUCCAGGCCCUUGGUGUCCCCACCAAGAUUGCCCGUGGUACCAUUGAGAUUGUCGGCGACGUCAAGGUCGUCAACGCCGGCUCGCGCGUCGGCACCUCGGAGGCCACGCUGCUCAACAUGCUCAACAUCUCGCCCUUCACCUACGGCAUGACGGUCGUCCAGAUCUACGACCAGGGCCAGUGCUUCGAGUCCGACGUCCUCGACGUCAGCGAGGAGACCCUCGUCGACCGAUUCGUCCUCGGCAUCAAGCAGGUCGCCUGCAUCUCGCUCGCCCUCAACUACCCCACCAUCGCCUCCGUCAUGCACUCGCUCGUCAACGGCUACAAGAACCUUAUCGCCGUCUCGCUCGCCACCGACUUCGAGUUCGAGGGCUCCAAGAAGGCCAAGGAGUACCUCGCCAACCCCGAGGCUUUCGCUGCCGCCGCCGCCCCCGCUGCUGCCGCUGCCGGUGGUGAGGCUGCCGCCGCCCCCGCCGCCGAGGAGAAGGCCGAGGAGGCCGAGGAGUCCGACGACGACAUGGGCUUCGGGCUUUUCGACUGA
Molecule: messenger RNA, 945 nt
Organism: Pseudozyma flocculosa PF-1
Lineage: Eukaryota; Fungi; Basidiomycota; Ustilaginomycetes; Ustilaginales; Ustilaginaceae
Exons: 3
Coding region: 1-945 (314 amino acids)
Biological process (GO): cytoplasmic translation; ribosome biogenesis; ribosomal large subunit assembly
Cellular component (GO): cytosolic large ribosomal subunit
Molecular function (GO): structural constituent of ribosome; large ribosomal subunit rRNA binding
Source: RefSeq, a predicted model, not a curated record